Molecule: messenger RNA, 1634 nt
Organism: Poecilia latipinna (sailfin molly)
Lineage: Eukaryota; Metazoa; Chordata; Actinopteri; Cyprinodontiformes; Poeciliidae
Product: collagen alpha-1(X) chain-like
Exons: 7
Coding region: 132-905 (257 amino acids)
Molecular function (GO): protein binding
Source: RefSeq, a predicted model, not a curated record
UCUGAGUGUUUGUGCAACGUGAGCACGUCUGCAGAUCUCAGUAAGUCAGCAAAUCUUCAGUUCAAUAAAGAGGAAAUCUCAUCUGUUUGCUGCUCUUCCGGACCUGGGAGAUCUCCACCGCGUUUCGAGCCAUGGGAGCGGAUUUUGUCUGUGCAGUUCUGUUCACCAUUGCUUUGGUGCUGUCAGCCGUCGAAUGCAACUGUAACGGCCAUCCAGGAGAACGUGGACCUCCUGGACGAGACGGGCUGGCUGGGAUGAAAGGCCAGAAGGGAGAGCCAGCUGUCUGGGUGGACGGCCCAGUGGACCCAAGCAUGCUGCUGAGGCUCAGAGGGGACAAAGGAAACUCGGGGCCACAAGGGCCGAUUGGUCCAAAGGGUUACCGUGGUGACGUGGGAGCAGCAGGAAUGGCGGGUCAGCCUGGUCCACCCGGUCCAGUGGGGAUAAACCUGAACUCAGGACAAAGUUCGUCCAAUCAGAGAACUCACUCCGCUUUCUCUGUGAAGAGAAAUACCACCAGAUACCCACCUUUCAACCAGAAAAUAACUUAUCAGGAGGCCAUCGUCAACAUAAACAACAAUUUCGUCAUAAACACUGGCAUCUUCACCUGCACGACACCUGGUUUUUAUUACUUCACCUUCCACUCCGUUGCCAAGGUCAGCAUGUGCCUGGGUUUAGUCAAAGAAGGAGAACCAGAGAAAAUCGUGUUUUGUGAUGAAAACACUAGGAACUCUGAGCAGGUGCUGUCUGGUGGCGUCGUGUUGGAGCUGACGGCGGGACAGAAAGUCUGGCUGGAGUCCUACAAAGACCAGCAGCAAAGCCUGCAGAUAGCGAAAGACACCGACGCGAGAGACGUCAGAGAAAAACUGAUCGUCUUCAACGGCUUCCUCAUCUUCUCAAAUUCAUAAUAAAAACAAGUCAAGUCCUCGCACUGCAACAUUUAACCAUCUCUGAUUUCAGUGUUUGAGGUUCAGCAGCUGCAUCACGUAAAAUGUUUUCAUAUUUACUCAUUUCAGAGCUGAUUGAUUUUUAUUAAACCCUGACUCUGAACCUGAAGUUUAUCAUUUCAUGCAGUGAUGACCAAACGUUUGAGAAUACAGUUGCAACUACUCCAAGGGCCACAAAAUGUUCAGUAUUUUUUAUUAUAAUUUUUAUUUGCUAAAGAAACAAACUAAACACACCAUAUUAUAAUGAAAUAAGCAAAGCAGUCAGAUCCCUGUAGUUCUUUGGAGACUUAAAACAAAAAGCGGCUCUUGCAGGUUUGCCAGAUAAAAGAGGAAAAUAAAAUGAUAAUCAUGAAUUUUUCUUCUCUUUUCUGUCUUUUCUUUUCUCUUUUGUGGAACAGUUUGUGACUCACUCUUGCUUUAGUUUUCCAAGUUUAUUAAAUGGCCAUCACAGGAUGUUUUUAGUCCCUAUUACUAAAAAAAUGUAAAGAUGAAUACUUUGUGGUGCACAUUAGAUUUUCCACUUUAAGAUUUUAAAAUGGGGAUCUGCAUCAACUGCCUGAACCAGCGAAACGCUUUUAUGCUAUUUUUGAACUGUGACCACUGGCCCUCCAAAAUUGUGCCGAGGUCCACAAAUGGCCCCCGAGCCGCACUUUGGUCACCUCUGAUUUAAUGUAAUAAAUAUAACUCUAA